AUGGGACAAACUGGUCUGGGGCCCCAGCCGUGUGGUGGACCCUCUGAUCCCCAGAUGUGGCUGAGGCUGGAGGCCUCUGAUCUGAUAUUACAUCAGACAGGAAAGGUACCUGUAUACAAGUAUGUCACACAGCCUUAUGUUUUGGGGAUAACCAAUGACGGAAGAAACCUCAUAGGCCCAGGGAGUUCAGAACCAAGGGUUCAGGCUGAACAAGUCACAGAUACUAUUCACAAAGCUGGGAACACAGAAGAGAUGCAGACUGACAAAAAGAUGACUUUGCCUGUGAGACAUACAAGUAGACUUGUCUACAAGACCCUGAGGUCCGCCUUUGCAAACCUGAGAUUCUUAAAGCCCCUCUGGUCUCAGGAAGCCCUUCUCAAUCUCUACGUGCCUCCGGCCACUAACGAGGAGAGGCACAGGGGACGGCCUUCCCUGCUCAUUCCUCCCAACCACACGGGGCGCCAAGUGCCAACAUUCUCUUUCAGAAAGCUCUCCCGUACCCCCACAGCCCCUCUUGUUUUUCCACGCACCCGCCCCAACCCAAGGCGCAGGCGCCACCCCUCAGCUUCUCACCCCUCCCAACCAGCGAGCACGGCGCAAACGACGGAAGCUUGGCGUCCGAAGCUGUGGCGCGCCCAGAGGCAGGCCGCACGGCGAUUGGUCAGGCGCGGGUCACGUGAUUCCGGUGUCCCCGCACGAGCAUGCGCAGAGUGGGUCUGCACGCCCGUGACGGAACGACGAGGCGUAGGGGUGCGCGACCUCGCCCGCCCGGCCCGGCCCCCUCCCCUUGGCCUGCCGCUCCGCCCCCGCGGGGCGUCCCGGGCCGCUCGUCCCCUCAGCGGCGGCCGCACGCGGCCCGGGGUCGCCCAGAAACCGAGCAGCAACAGCCCUUGGAGAGAGACUAAGUUUUUCUUGACUUCUACGGUGACAGAGACCUUGAGAAAGUUGGUACUUCUGGCCUACGCUGCCAACAUCCUACCACCCAGCCCAAGACAGCCCACGCUGGACAUUAGUGCCUCCCUCUUUAUUCCUCUGUGAUCAUCCAGAUCAGCACCUGACUGUUUAUUUUCAAAUCUCACAAACCCAGUUCAGUCCUCAGAUCUUCGUAAUUUUGGUUCUCAGGUGAAUAGAAUCUUGUUUUUU
This is a messenger RNA of Neofelis nebulosa (Clouded leopard), 1143 nucleotides long. RefSeq lists its product as uncharacterized. The coding region runs from base 1 to 1038 and encodes 345 amino acids. The transcript is spliced from 5 exons. NCBI's taxonomy places the organism in Eukaryota, Metazoa, Chordata, Mammalia, Carnivora, Felidae. The record is from RefSeq and is a predicted model, not a curated record.